GGUUAUAACCUUAAAUAAGUUUUUUUUAGAAGACUCUAGAAUCUAAUCUUCUUCUCCCUCUUUUCGUCUCCGUCGCCGUCCGUCCGUCGCACUCUUUUCGCAGUGACCUCUCUGCAACUUCAAUGGCGUCUGCACUUCUCACCUCUGCGAAACCCUUCAUUAGCACCCCUUCUCUAGCAUCCAAUCCCAGACCAGUUGGUCUGAGGAGAAAUUCUCUGAGAGUUAAUGCCAUUGCUACCAAAUAUGAACCCUCUAAGGUUGUGCCACAAGCUGAUAGAGUGUUGAUAAGGUUGGAGGCGUUGCCAGAGAAAUCUGCCGGAGGUGUUUUGCUCCCUAAAUCCGCUGUGAAGUUUGAGAGGUACCUUAUGGGAGAGGUUCUCUCAGUUGGAACCGAUGUUCGUUCUGAAGUUGAGGCGGGGAAAAAGGUUCUUUUCUCUGAUGUGAAUGCAUAUGAGGUGAAUUUGGGAACUGAUGAUGAUGAGAAGCAUGUGUUCUGCAAAGCAGGCGACCUGUUGGCAGUGGUCGAAUAGGUUCUGGCACUCGCGCAACAACUCUAGCAUCUUAAUGAAACUUUGUGUCUUUAUCUCUAAGUUUUGCAUGUUUUUGGUCAAAACUUCAUGUAUUAAAAGAGUAUUGAAUAUCACAUUCUAUGAAGCAUAUCUCAGUAAUUUAUGCCCUGCAAAGAGCGCCGUUUUUAUUCGAGUUAUGGCAUAUUAUUGGCACUGCUAGUGUCUCACAGAUAACAAAGACAAUGGCCCUAU
This is a messenger RNA of Cuscuta campestris, 761 nucleotides long. The record is from the annotation of a GenBank genome assembly. NCBI's taxonomy places the organism in Eukaryota, Viridiplantae, Streptophyta, Magnoliopsida, Solanales, Convolvulaceae.